CAGAAGAAACGGAAAAAAACGGAGAGAGCUGGAGCAGGAGAGAAAAAAAACGGGAAGAACAAGAGGAGAUCCCCAGAGAGCAAACCGAGCUGAGCUCACAUGCCUGUGGCCAAUUAAACGUCAAGCCUAUUGUCGUAAUACCACGCGCGCACACACUGAGUGGUCAGUGAAGAGGGGCUGGAUGAAUAAUGCACCAAAGGGUGGGUGUGGAGCGCUUAUGAGGGUGUGCGUAAGCGUGCGUGUAAGCGUGUGUGUAAGAGCGUAUGAGGGAUCCCUCCCCCGCUUCACUAUGAGGUCAGCAGGACAACGGUGGUUUUUGGAGAGAACACGGAAAGCUGGGUGAAGGAGAAGAGAGAGCUGUGGCAGAGCAGGAAGAGGAGGAGAGGGCGAGACAGACUGAGCGAGAGAGGGAGAGAGAGAGAAAGAGAGAGGGAGAGAGAGCGAGAGAGAGAGAGAGAGGGAGCUGGAGGAAUAAUAUGCUGAGCAGGGAGUGAGGGCUGCAGUGAUGACGGCUAUGCUGAGUCCUAAGAUCAAGCAGACCAGGAGAGCCAGGUCAAAGAGCAUGGUGAUGGGCGAGGUUAGCCAUGGCUCGGGUGGUUCGACAUCUCCAGCCCUUCAUGAGGGAGUGCUGAAGGCAGGCUGGCUCAAGAAGCAGAGAAGCAUCAUGAAGAACUGGCAGCUGCGCUGGUUCGUGCUGCGCUCGGAUUAUCUCUACUUCUACAAGGACGAGGAGGAAACAAAGCCUCAGGGAUGCAUCUCACUGAAGGGAAGCCAAGUGAAUGAGCUUACAGCUAAUCCUGAGGAAGCAGGCCGAUAUCUAUUUGAGAUUGUCCCAGGUGCAGCUGGUGAAAAAGACAAGACCCCUGUGAGCCAUGAGACCUUUUUGCUCAUGGCUAACUCCCAGAAUGAUGUGGACGACUGGGUGAAGGCGAUCAGGCGAGUCAUAUGGGCUCCUUUAGGAGGAGGAAUUUUUGGACAAGGCCUGGAGGACACAGUCCAGUACGAAAAAAAAUUUGGCGUUCGACUUGCCCCACUUUUAGUCGAGCAGUGUGUGAAUUUUAUUAGAGAGCGAGGACUCGAUGAGGAGGGUCUCUUCAGGAUGCCAGGUCAGGCCAACCUGGUCAAAGAGCUUCAGGAUGCUUUUGACUGUGGAGAGAAACCUCAGUUUGACAGUAACACUGAUGUCCACACUGUGGCUUCCCUGCUGAAGCUCUACCUCAGAGAGCUGCCUGAGCCAGUCAUCCCCUUCUGCAAGUAUGACGGUUUUCUUACUUGUGCUCAGCUUCUGGCCAAAGAUGAAGAGGAGGGACUACAAGAAUUAGGGCAGCAAGUGAAGACUCUUCCCUCUGCUAACUACAACCUCCUUAAAUAUAUUUGCAAGUUCCUUGAUGAAGUACAGUCACACGCGGGUGAAAACAAAAUGAGUGUACAGAACUUGGCCACUGUGUUUGGACCAAACAUUCUUCGUCCUAAAAUGGAGGACCCAGUAGCUAUCAUGGAAGGAACCUCCUUGGUCCAGCAUCUCAUGACUGUACUUAUCAGCAAACAUGAUCAGCUGUAUCCUGAUCAGGAGCUUGAAGCUCCUGAAGUCUCCAUGGAGGUGAGACCUCAGUGCCAGCACCACCAGCAGUCCAACCUUGUUGGCUGGAUCUCUGAGGAAGAUCUCCAAAGCCUGACACCUCCUGGGAAGAACCCCAACACUAGUGACAACCCCAGCAGCAGUAGUACCUCAUCCCUGGAUGGUAUUCCAGCAGGUCCAUCUCCUAAAUCAGUCUCUCAAGGAAAAGCUGAGACAGCAAUCAGUCCAAGCAAGCAAGCCAAAACAUUACCUUCCUGGAAAUAUACUUUCAAAGGUUCCUCACCACGACAACAACCUGCCAAAACUGCUGGUCCAUCAGCAGAUGUGAGCAAUGUCUCCAGUGGGAACUGGCUCAUGAACGGACUCUCAUCAUUGAGAGGGCACCGUCGUACUUCCACAGGUGAACGUGCAAAGGAUUCUGGGUCGUCCCAAAGACUGUCAACCUAUGACAACGUCACAUACUCAUCAAGCCCUGGAAGUGUUCCCAGUGUAGACAGCUCUCAGUGGUCCACCUUAUCUUGCGAGAUCUCAGUGUCGGGAAGUGACAACGUAGAGGCAGACAACAGGACAGAGUCAGAUGAAAAUUCUGUUGAUCCAGAACCGACAAUGGAUGAAGUAAACGACAUAGAGCAAGAGGAUGCUAGUGGCAAUAUGGUGUCAACCUGCAGCAGUGACACCAAUAUAAAUAAUGUAGUGCCAGUCAUCACAGUCAUGGCCGAGGACAAUGAUGAAAGCUCCUCAUCAUUGGUCAGUGUGGUAGCAGCACUGAAAGAGGAACUGCAGAGUCAGAAACUGGUUUAUGAAACCAGAAUCAACAAGCUGGAAGAGUCAAGUGCACUGCUCCACGUCCAGAUGGAAAGAUUAGAGCAUGACAUGGAACAGGAAAGAAAGAAACAAAGAAUGCUAGAAAUCAAACUGAGGAACUCUGAAAGGGCCCGGGAGGAUGCCGAAAAUCGUAAUCGACUCCUGGAAAAAGAAAUGGAGGACUUCUUUUCUACACUUGGGGAUCUGGCUCUUGGAACAAGAACAAGUGACAUUUAGUUUCUGUGUGUUUAGGGCAUGAUGGAAAUGAUCCACAAACCAGUCUGUGGUAACUGUGGGCAGUACUGUCUCUGCAUUUCCUCAGGUCUCCCUGGAAGUGUGUGGACUGAAAUUCCAUGUUUAUUCCAUGACUAUUUCUCUAACCUCAUGUUACAUGAUUGUCUUGACCAGGACCUAAAGGACGACAGAAUAUGUAAGGAUGGACACAAGGCCUUACUCACCAAGGUCUACAACAUAUCACUGUGGAUGUUAGGGUAGCCAGUUCCUACCAGUAAUGUUAGGCUAUUUAGCCAGUUGUUUACACUUACAGCUGUUUUGUCUGGCUCUUAGUCCAGGUAAAGAGACAGUUCACCAACUAAUGCAACAUCAUCAUUCAUAACCAAAGCCUAUAUAAAUUGCAGGCAUUAUUUGGUUUGGGAACAUAAAGUGUGACCUCUACCCUGGAAGAAAAAAAGUAAGAAUUGUAAUGACAGUGCCUUUGUGGAGAUUUUGUGUUGGAAAACUAUCACCUGGUUUGCUUGACUAGAAUAGUUCCCAGUUUUGGAAUUAAUAUUGGAAACAUUUCAUGUGGUGUAUUAUUAUAUAUUAAAAGGAAAGGACUUGUGAGAGUUAAAGUCAAUGUAAAACACAUCUUACAUGGGAAAUAUGGGUUAUUCUCAGAUUUUAUGAGAUAUUUAAGAAAGUGAUUAGAGGUUAAUAUAAUGUUAUAAGAAUGUGUUCACUGUGUUGGUUGAUUGAUUUAGAAUUUUGAAUUUAUUUUAUAGUGUGCAAAAUCAUUACAGGGCUGCGCUGUGUAUAUUUCAUGUUGGAUGUGUUCAAAUCAGGCACUGAAGUAAUAAUAUUUGAGUAACACCUAUGAAAGUUGUUACAUCCCUUUAUGUUAUACCUUCAUAUAAAGGAGCGGUCAGUGUUUAUAAAUCUAUUGUAUUACAACUGGAAGUGAUAAAUAUGUCACACGGCCAUAUGUGCAAUGGAUGUUUUGUUGCUUCGCAUCCAGUAUUUCUAAUACUUCUAUUAUCUGUUGACCAAAUUACAGAAUGUUCCUCUGGCUUCAGUAGUUUCUUACACUAAAGUCUUUUUCUGGAUAUACUCCGAACAAUUUUUUAUUUUUUAUUUAUUUUAAUUUUUUUUAAAAUGACUGUCGAGCAUAUUAGGAUGUCAUACACAAUCCAUCUCAAUGUGCUUAAGUGUUAUUCAUAUUUUUGAAUCGCUGACCAGUUAAUGUGGUGCUAUGUAUCUGUACACAAAUAUGUGCAAU
This is a messenger RNA of Ictalurus punctatus (channel catfish), 3878 nucleotides long. RefSeq names its product rho GTPase-activating protein 22 (gene arhgap22b). Gene Ontology annotation, biological process: activation of GTPase activity; signal transduction. The transcript has 10 exons. NCBI's taxonomy places the organism in Eukaryota, Metazoa, Chordata, Actinopteri, Siluriformes, Ictaluridae. The record is from RefSeq and is a predicted model, not a curated record. Gene Ontology annotation, cellular component: focal adhesion. Gene Ontology annotation, molecular function: GTPase activator activity. The coding region runs from base 506 to 2620 and encodes 704 amino acids.